This is a messenger RNA of Hipposideros armiger (great roundleaf bat), 3781 nucleotides long. It is a transcript of the gene F2RL1, whose product is annotated as F2R like trypsin receptor 1. The transcript has 2 exons. Lineage: Eukaryota; Metazoa; Chordata; Mammalia; Chiroptera; Hipposideridae. Gene Ontology annotation, molecular function: thrombin-activated receptor activity. Gene Ontology annotation, cellular component: plasma membrane. The record is from RefSeq and is a predicted model, not a curated record. Gene Ontology annotation, biological process: positive regulation of Rho protein signal transduction; blood coagulation; thrombin-activated receptor signaling pathway. The coding region runs from base 86 to 1477 and encodes 463 amino acids.
UGAGAAACGCCAGGAAGACUUUGCCUGCUCUGCUGACAGCUGUGGCUGCCUCCCUGAGAGGAAAAAGGGGUUCACAGCACAGCAGAUGCCCACGCCUCUUUCGAGGAUAGUGACUAUGGUAUUCACUCAGCUGCUCAUCCCAAGAAGGGACAAAAGGGCCACUAGAGGCUUCCGCACUGCCCUGAGGAGUGCGGUGGGCCUGGGCCCAAAGGGUGCUCAGCCACAGCAGCCUCCUGCUGCCCAACUUCCCCAGAGGGGCCGGGGCAGCCCCCAGCUCAGCCGCCAGAUCCUCAGGGGCUCCUAUCUCCAUCCAGCAUCCAGCAGACACCUGAAAACCAAGAUCCAAACCGCCAAGAGGAGAAAGCUCUGCCCUGGCUUCAAUAGAUCCUCUAAAGGAAGAAGUCUCAUUGGUAAGAUUGAUGGCUCAUCUCAGAUCUCUGGGAAAGUGGACCCAGUCUUUUCCGUGGAUGAGCUCUCUGCCACCAUCCUCACUGGAAAACUGACUACUGUCUUUCUCCCACUUGUCUACACGAUUGUAUUUAUGGUUGGUUUGCCGAGUAAUGUCAUGGCCCUGUGGGUCUUUCUUUUUCGAACAAAGAAGAAGCACCCUGCUGUUGUUUACAUGGGCAACCUGGCCUUGGCUGACCUACUUUCUAUCAUCUGGUUGCCUUGGAAGAUUGCCUAUCAUAUACAUGGCAACAACUGGAUUUAUGGGGAAGCUCUUUGUAAGGUACUCAUUGGCUUUUUCUAUGGCAACAUGUACUGUUCCAUUCUCUUCAUGACCUGCCUCAGCGUGCAGAGGUACUGGGUUAUCGUGAACCCCAUGGUGCACGCCAAGAAGAAUGCAAACAUUGCCGUUGGAGUCUCCCUGGGAAUAUGGCUGCUGAUUCUGGUGGUUACCAUCCCCUUGUAUGUCAUGAAGCAGACCAGUCACAUCCCAGCCCUUAACAUCACGACCUGUCAUGAUGUUUUGCCUGAGAAGGUGUUGGUGGGGGACAUGUUCAAUUAUUUCCUCUCUCUGGCGAUUGGAGUCUUUCUGUUCCCAGCCUUCCUCACGGCUUCUGCCUAUGUGCUGAUGAUCAGAACACUUCGAUCUUCUGCCAUGGAUGAAAACUCGGGAAAGAAGAGGAGGAGAGCCAUCAAACUUAUUGUCACUGUUCUGGCCAUGUACCUGAUGUGCUUCACUCCUAGUAACCUCCUGCUCGUGGUGCAUUAUUUCCUGAUUAAACACCAGGGCCAGAGCUAUGUGUACGCCCUGUACCUCACAGCCCUCUGCCUCUCCACCCUCAAUAGCUGCAUUGACCCCUUUGUCUAUUACUUUGUGUCACAGGACUUCAGGGAUCAUGCAAAGAACGCUAUCCUUUGUCGAAGUGUCCGCACGGUAAAGCGGAUGCAAAUAUCUCUCUUAUCUAAGAAAUCCUCCCGGAAAUCCAGUUCUUACUCUUCAAGUUCGACCACAGUUAAAACCUCCUACUGAGUUUUCCAGCUCCUCCAGUGAAAGUUUUACGGGAGAGUUGGGAGCCUGCUUAAUAUGACAAAGAUGUGUUUGUUGUUUCCUAACCAGCGGGUCUCAGCAUAUAACCAUGUAUAUGCAACCCCUUCUCAGGAUUGCUGGAAGCUUCCUUGUUUGCUUGAGGAAAACCCCCAAAUUAACAUGGAUGUCAGCUUCAGAACUCUUCUACUCAGAUGCUCCUGGAAAUGGAACUUAUAGAAACGGACUUUUUAGAAGGUGAUGAAAACACAGAAACCAAGUGACUUGCAUAAAAACCUUGUCUUGGCAUGAAGACUAAGUCCUUAGCUGAAAUCUAUUUCUUGUACGUCUGGGGUCAAGCACAGUCUUGUUAGGGCUUAAGGGCCUUCAGAGAUGAUCAGUCCACUUAACUGACUUGACAGGUAAGGAAAAUAAAGAGGUGAAGGGGCUGUCCAGAGUCGGACUUCCAACCAAUGGCAGCGAAUUAGGAUUGGACAGCAGAAUUGGUCACAGGGCUUCUUUUACCACCUAUCAAAAUCCCUGAGGAGCUUGUUUAAAAUGAAUAUUCUUCAGACUUAAGAAUGAAAGCUCAGAGUGUGGGAACAGGGCCCAGGAACUUGCAUUUUAACAAGCCUCUGCAUGAUGCUCAUGCAUACCAAGGUGUGUAAACCACUGAUCUGGGUGCUGCAUGCACUCGACAAGGUGUGGUGCCAUGGUAGUUUUUGAAACGAGACGCAAAUAGAAUGCUUUGUGUCUCUUUUUUUGUUCAGCUUGUAAUGAAAUCUGAUGACUUAUUGGGCCUUUCAAUUUCUUUAUUAAUCCUUUGAGCUUUUGCAUGUAUCAUUGUCAAUUCAAGGAAAAUACAGUGAGGAUUUAAAAAAUGGAAAUACAAAGUUUUGUGUAACUUUUUCCUGACUUCAGCGAACUCUUCAGGUAACCUGAGUUUCACAACUGAGAAUACAAGUGACCACUUCGUAUUGUAAGAAAUUAUUGUUAGACUAUUUAUUGUCAGUUUUGUUCUCUUGUUAUCAAAUACGAAAUUAUAAAGGCUUCAUUGGUUUUGAAUGACAUCUGUUUGGAAAAGAACAGUAAAAUAGAUGUGAUUUGCAAUAUAUUUAAGAGGUACUUGACUUCAAACUGACUUUAUAUAUACCUGUUGUAUUUGUGACUUUGAAAUAAUUAUCUUAUUGUAUGAUUUAUAAAUAACACCUGAAAUUUUUUCACAACUUAUUUCUGAAUUGCUUGUGUGUGUGUGUGUGUGUGUGUGUGUGUGUGUUGUAUUUGAGGGAAGGAAAGUAGUAAGAGAAGCAACAUUACUCUUCUAAGAAGAAAUGAUGUGAUAUGCACACAUUUUUACAUAACUCAGGCCAUACUGUACAUAUUGCUCUGUGAUAAUUGUUUUUCAUUUAACCACAUUUUAGAAUUCUUUCUAUGUCUGCAUCUAUAGGUUGACCUUCAGUUUUUAAAGGAUACAGACUAUUUACUAUUUUGCACAUAUUGUGAUGUAUUUAGUCAUUUCCCUACCUAUGGUUCCUGAAGUUGCCGCCCCCCCCCCCAAUUAAAACAGUGCUGCAUUGAACAUCUGUGAGCAGACAUCUUUGUGAAUAUUUCUGUAGGAUGAGUUCCUGGAAGUAGAAUGACCAGCUGAAAAAUUAGAUGUGUAUUUUAAAUUUUGGUAGCUCUUGCCAGAUGGCCCUCAGUGAUUUAUACUUCUACCAAAAAGUACAUUUGUACCUAUUUUCUGAAAUGCUCAUCCACACUUGAUCCAUCAAUCUUCAGAAAUUUUACCAAUCUGAUUGGGGGAGAAAAAACAAUUCACUCUUUCAGUUGGUAUUGAAGCAGCAUAGCCUAGUGGCUAAAAAUGCAGGUCCUGAGCUGCCAGGCAGGGCUGAAUUCUGACUCCAUUUUUUUGUUUUGUUAACUUAGGGAAGAUACUUCUCAGUGCCUGAGUUUCCUCAUCUGUAAAAUGAGGAUGAUAAUAUCUUUCUCUUAGAGUUACUAGGAUUAAAUGUUUGGCACAUUUACAUGCUCAUAAAUAUAUAGGUUAUUAUAUUAAUCCCCUGUCUGCUAAUGACAUCUCAUUUCUGAUCUGUUACCUUUUCACUUCAGUGCCAGUUGUGUCCUGCUGUCCUUGCUUUCUCUACUUUGAGUCUCCUAGCAGGCUUGUGAGGUCGUCCCAAAAGAUGGUGGAUACAGGAUAAAAGGAGCAGAAACAAAUGGCUCACAGGCCUUGCAGGUGGUCUAUGGGCUGAUGCAGUGGAAAAACAUAUUUUGAUAUUUGCCAUUUCUUUAUUAGUCAUUUUUGUAAUA